This is a messenger RNA of Alternaria novae-zelandiae, 675 nucleotides long. RefSeq lists its product as uncharacterized. Lineage: Eukaryota; Fungi; Ascomycota; Dothideomycetes; Pleosporales; Pleosporaceae. The transcript is spliced from 2 exons. Gene Ontology annotation, cellular component: membrane; cytoplasm. The record is from RefSeq and is a predicted model, not a curated record. Bases 1 to 675 code for a protein of 224 amino acids.
AUGAAGCUACCUCCCAUCGCGGUAGCCUGUCUUUCCGCUCUCGCCAUAGACUCAUGCAGCAACGUCAUCGCGCAACGCUUGAAAGCAUGGAACGAAUCUAAGCCCUUCGUCUUCGACCGCGUCCUCUUUACCCAGUUCGCCAUCAUGGUCGUACUCACCGCGCCCAUCAACUACCACUGGCAGAAUUGGCUCGAGCGCGCGUUUCCGGGCUGGAAGACCGUCAAGCAAACAAGGGCUGUAGGCGAAGGUGAAGAGGAGAAGGGCAUAAUGCUGAGAGGUGAUGGAGAAGGAAAGGGCAUUGUGGAAGAAGAGGUUAGAGUGAGGAACUGGUGGAAUAUCUUCAAGAAGUGGUUUACGGACGUGAGUGGCCUAUGCUCCAAUUGUGGUGACGGAUUAAAGCUUACUCGCGAGAUACAGUGCAUAACCAUGGGCGCGCUACUGAACCAGUCAAUGUUCCUGAUUCUGAUUGGUCUCAUGAAGGGCAAGACAGUUGCGAUGAUUGGGCAGGACUUCAGAAACGAGCUCUUCGGUCUCAUCUUCGAUUCGUACAAGGUCUGGCCGAUUGCCAACUUCUUUAGCACCACCUUCAUCCCUGUCGAGCGUCGUAUUGUCUUCCUCAGCUUCUGCGGUUUACUGUGGAACAUAUAUCUGAGUCUGGUGGCAGCUCGAUUGUAG